CUUAGCCGGGGGGGGGGUGGCUGCAGCAGGAGGAGGCGGGAGCGGCGCCAGGGAAAAAAAGGGGUGCAAAGUAUAUUUUGUAGGUGGGCGAAAUGUGUUAGGUGCGGGAAGGUGCUUGCCUCCUCUUGGCUGCAGCUGGCCCGCCCGCACGGGACUGGCUGGGCAAGCGGCAACCCCCUCGGGCUAGCCGGCCGUAGAGCGCAGGGCCAGAGGCGUCGGCGAGGGCCACGCCGCCUUUUUCUCUCCAGGGUUGAAUCCUGGGCUGCGGGUGUCAAUGAUGGGAGGAACCGCGGGGCGGGGAGUUCUGGGUUAUCGCAGCCGAGCUUUGGACCCCGUGCAGGAGCCGUCGGCUGGGCGGUGUUAGCAAAAGUGCGCGCGCGCUUGCUGCUCUGUCUCCUUUGCUGUCAAUUCAUACCGUCUGCUGGUUGCACCGCAACACAAGAGAAAAACAGUGAAGCAAAGCAAGGGACUAGCUAGCGUAUUCCCCCCCCAUCACGAAAUUGGUGGUCGAAGAAAGCACCAUCAAGAAAUGGGGAAGGCCUGGAGAUGGGGAAUUGUACUGCAUUCCCUCCGGAGCAGGAGUUGCUUUCUGAUAGUUCCGGUUGGAGGCCUGCGGCUAUAGCGAGUGCCCACUUGUCCCCUCCCUUUUCCUCUCCUUCCCCCCUCCCCUCCCUCCUCAUCUGAAUCUCCCCCCCUCCCCACCACACGUUGUGUACCUGCACUCACUAAUGACAGCGUGGAUCAUCCUUCCCAUCAGCCUCUCUGCCUUCUCAAUCACUGGAAUAUGGAUUGUGUAUGCCAUGGCAGUGAUGAACCACCACGUGUGUCCCGUUGAGAACUGGUCAUACAAUGAGUCCUGCUCUACUGAUCCUGCCAAGCAUGGAUACCCCAAAAGCUGUUGCACCUUGGAGGAUGUCCCUUUGAUCAGUAAAUGUGGCACAUAUCCUCCGGAAAGUUGUCUCUUCAGUCUUAUCGGGAAUGUUGGGGCUUUCAUGGUGGUGGUGAUCUGUUUCCUGCGCUAUGGACUGCUGAUAGAACACAGCCACAGUUCCUGGGUGAACACAACGGCGCUAAUCACAGGCUGUACCAACGCUGCUGGCCUGGUCAUGGUUGGCAAUUUCCAGGUGGACCACGCCAAAUCCCUUCACUACAUCGGAGCCGGUGUUGCCUUCCCAGCAGGGCUGCUUUUUGUCUGCCUCCAGUGUGUCCUCUCCUACCACGUUGCCAUCUCCACCCUGGACUUCUGGAUGGCGCAUCUGCGUGUCUUCCUUACUACUGUGGCCUUAAUUUCCCUUGUCCUGAGUGGCAUCUUCUUCAUCCAUGAGAGCUUCCUCCUGCAACACCUGGCCGCCAUCUGCGAGUGGGUCUUUGUCAUCGACAUCCUUAUCUUCUAUGGCACUUUCACCUAUGAGUUUGGUGCCGUCUCCAAUGACACCAUGGUGGCUGCGCUGCAGCAUUCGAACAGCAGGGGGUGCAAGUCUCCUGGCAGCAGCAGCACCUCCACUCAUCUUAACUGUAACCCUGAAAGCAUUGCCAUGAUAUGAGGCAGAAAGGGGUGGUUUGCUUUUCCAUCCUAUGCUGCAGCUUCAAUAGGCUACCUUUUUUUCCCCCAAUGGGGGAAGAGGGGCGCCUUUUUUUCCUCCUGAUGGUUUUAAUUUUGUACCAAAAGAUUUUUUUUUAAAAGGAAGUAUUAUGGCUAUAAUCACCACUCCACACCGUCCUUGCUCAGUGCCACCAUUUAAGGAGGAAGAGACAGUGCCUGCUUCUCUAAAAGCCCUGCACAGAAAUUGUUCUGGGAGGGGGCAGAACUCUCAAAACAGCCCCCACCUGUACCUUGCAUCAUGGUGACCUUCCCUGCCUCUCGGCUGACAGCUAGGCUUGCUGUAAAGUAGCCUUCCCCAAGCUGCUGCCUUGCAGGUGUUUUGGACAACAGCUCCCAGUUCCAGCCAGGGAUGUAGGGGCGGGGUGUGUGUUUCUAAGACUCCUUACUUUUUUGGGAGCAGGGUCCCUGUGUCUCCAGCAUCCUAUGAGCCUAUCAGCAUGAUGGGUGGGUGGGUGUUCGCCACUGAGGAGGCUUCCAACAUGCUUCCUUGCUGAUUAGUGCCAGUCAGAGGGAAAGGAGGUGAGUAAGCCACUGGUAAGACUCUUUUCAGUAGCCAAUACUCCCCUUUCAUGCUUUUUGGUUCCUGGGGCUGUCUGUUGUUGUGGGAGAAGGCGUUAACAAGGAUCUCAUUCUUAACCCAGCAGCAAAAAAGGAAAAAGGGGGGAGGGUGUGUUGCUGUGACUAGAACGAAGGGUCCCUGCACUUCUGAAUUUGCCACUACACUACUGCUCUUAACCAGUAUGGCCGUAUGAUGCUGAGGCAGAUGGGUUGUAGUCCAAAACACCUGCAAGGCAGCAACUUGGGGAAGGUUGCUAUAGAGCCUGAACUCUUGCCGCCCCUCGGGGCCAGCGACUCAGUGCCAAAGGAAACCUCUGUGUCCAGACUCAUUCAUAAGGAGACUGACUGUAGUGUCCCACACAUGCAUGGGAGACUGUUUGGGUGCCUGCAGACGAUUGCGUCUCACUGCCGUUCCUCACCUACUUUUCCUUUUAGAGUGAUAGACCUACAAGAGCUGCUUUUUAGCAAGAGGGCAGGGAACAAGUGGCUUUAGUUAAUGAAGGAUGGCCCCUACCCUUCGGGAGACCCCCCCCCCCA
Messenger RNA from Rhineura floridana, 2698 nucleotides. RefSeq names its product transmembrane protein 150A (gene TMEM150A). The record is from RefSeq and is a predicted model, not a curated record. Gene Ontology annotation, biological process: protein localization to plasma membrane. The transcript is spliced from 8 exons. Bases 729 to 1544 code for a protein of 271 amino acids. Lineage: Eukaryota; Metazoa; Chordata; Lepidosauria; Squamata; Rhineuridae.